Messenger RNA from Saccoglossus kowalevskii, 621 nucleotides. RefSeq names its product stAR-related lipid transfer protein 6-like. Gene Ontology annotation, molecular function: lipid binding. Lineage: Eukaryota; Metazoa; Hemichordata; Enteropneusta; Harrimaniidae. The record is from RefSeq and is a predicted model, not a curated record.
AUGACCGACUACAAAGCAAUCGCCGAUGGCGUUAUUGAAAAACUCUUUGAUUUUGAAAAGGCUACAGACUGGAUUAAAUCCAAAGAAACGAAAGAAAUAAAGAUUUCCUACAAACAAUCUCAAGAUUUUGACGGUCGAAUGUUCAAGUGUGAAUAUGUAAUAGACGCACCAGUUGAGAAGGUUGUCGACGUCAUCAUGGACUUAGAAAAACAUCUAAAGUGGGAUUCUUCAGUUAAAACGAUCACAAGUGUGGAGAAAAUUGAUGAGGAGAUGGGAGUCUUCUACACCGUGACGCCCAGUUACCUUGCUGGUCUAAUAUCGUCACGUGACACGUGCGAUUUAAUUGGUGUUCGGCAUAUUCCAGCAAAAGACAUAUAUGUAAUCUACGAUGUAAGUGUUGAUCACCCAGCAUGCCCACCUGUUAAGAAGUAUGUCCGUGCUAGAAACUACCCAUCUGGUACCUUGCUGUAUAAAGUUGACGGGGACCCUAACAAGACACGGUUAAUUGACAUGCUCCAAUUCGAACUACAUCUGUCACCAAAGUCACUGAUUGACCGAUUGAUGCCUUCCUUGAUUCCAACGUACGCCAGUGAACUUUCUAAAGGUGUUAAGGAGCUAUAG